GAGCAAAGGGAAACAGAGGAUUGACGUGAGGAGCCACUUGAGGACAAUGAUAUAUUUGAUUUGGGUCUACACAUGGAAGCAGCAGGAAGGGAGAGCGAUGGUGCUGAAAGGGACAGUUCCGGUGUGGGUGUCCGCGCACUGACGGGCUGCGCUCUCUGCGCCCUCAUCCUCUCCACGCUGCUGGGGAACACACUCGUGUGCGCCGCCGUCAUCAAAUUCAGACAUCUCAGAUCCAAAGUCACUCAUUUUUUCGUCAUAUCCCUGGCAGUUUCCGAUCUCUUCGUGGCUGUUCUGGUUAUGCCAUGGAAGGCUGUCUCUGAGGUGGUUGGUUGCUGGCUCUUCGGAAGCUUCUGUGACACUUGGAUAGCCUUUGAUAUCAUGUGCUCAACGGCUUCUAUUCUCAAUUUGUGCAUUAUAAGUUUGGACAGAUACUGGGCCAUCUCAAGCCCAUUUCGUUACGAACGUAAAAUGACCCAAAGGGUGGCGUUUAUAAUGAUUGGAAUGGCGUGGUCCCUUUCUAUCCUGAUUUCUUUCAUUCCGGUCAGACUCAACUGGCACAGGGCUGAGACAGAUCGCAACGCUCCCUUAAACCGCACCACAAUCCCAUUCGAGGACUGCACUGCGACUUUAAACAGGACGUAUGCCAUUGCAUCUUCACUCAUAAGCUUUUACAUCCCUGUUAUUAUCAUGAUCGGAACAUAUACACGCAUCUACAGGAUUGCGCAAACGCAGAUCCGAAGGAUCUCCACUUUGGAGAAAGCAGCUGGACAUAAUCCAAAUCACAAUGACUGCACAAGUGAACAGUCCCUUAGAAGCACUUUCAAGAAGGAAACUAAAGUAUUGAAAACACUGUCUAUCAUCAUGGGGGUCUUUGUGUUCUGCUGGCUGCCAUUCUUCGUGCUGAACUGCGUCGUGCCUUUUUGUGACCUGGACACGCUUGGAGAUUCUUUGUGCGUGAGCAGCACCACGUUCAACAUCUUCGUGUGGUUCGGAUGGGCAAAUUCCUCCCUCAACCCGGUCAUCUACGCGUUCAAUGCAGAUUUCAGAAAAGCCUUUACUACUAUACUGGGUUGCAAUAGACUUUGCGCACCGUCCGCGGUAGAGGUUGUGAAUUUCAGCAAUGAACUGGUGUCUUACCAUCAUGACACAACUCUCCAGAAGGACGCAGUGGGGGUUUCCAAUCCUCAGCGGCUGGCUUUGGUCCCCGGUCAUGCGGAGGACCUGGACUUACCUUUCGACAAGGUCUUGGUCAUGUCGGAUUCCUCCCGUAUCCACAGAAAUGUGCUAUUGCCUGCUCUAGAGCAGCAGGAAGGUGAAAUGGAGAUAUCGUUGGACAUGAUGCCCUUCACCUCCACAGGACUGAGCGACUGCUGUGUGAUCCCAGGUCAAAUUGAGGAGUAG
Xyrauchen texanus (razorback sucker) is the source of this 1401-nucleotide messenger RNA. It is a transcript of the gene drd6b, whose product is annotated as dopamine receptor D6b. Gene Ontology annotation, cellular component: membrane. Lineage: Eukaryota; Metazoa; Chordata; Actinopteri; Cypriniformes; Catostomidae. Gene Ontology annotation, biological process: adenylate cyclase-activating adrenergic receptor signaling pathway. Bases 73 to 1401 code for a protein of 442 amino acids. The transcript has a single exon. The record is from RefSeq and is a predicted model, not a curated record. Gene Ontology annotation, molecular function: G protein-coupled receptor activity.